Messenger RNA from Megalopta genalis, 3494 nucleotides. RefSeq names its product sorting nexin 6 (gene Snx6). The record is from RefSeq and is a predicted model, not a curated record. Gene Ontology annotation, biological process: phagosome-lysosome fusion involved in apoptotic cell clearance. Gene Ontology annotation, molecular function: phosphatidylinositol binding. NCBI's taxonomy places the organism in Eukaryota, Metazoa, Arthropoda, Insecta, Hymenoptera, Halictidae.
AUCAUCGUGUCAUCGUUUUCAUUACUAUCAAUUAUGCAUGCAUGUGCAUUGAAAAGAUUGAUUAAUAUUGUCCUUGAUACGGUUCUGGAUCUAUUUAAAAAUGUACAGAUUAUCAUCGGAAAAAUAUUUCAUGACUCUGCUUUAGUGUUAUCAGCUCAUUAAUAUUUAUAUUCGUUAGAAUUCGACUUAUUGGAAAUGGACAAAUUGUAUUCGUACCUCCUAACAGACAUCUAACGAUAAGUCGUGUGUUUUACCAGCGGAAAGUUUUCCUCUGGUGAUUGUCUCUACAAGUUCAUAAGCACAAGAGGAAUUAUCUCCGCGCCGAGGGAAGCUGACUGCGGGAGUAUAGUCGAGAUCAUUAUCGGAUUCAUUCUGACAGUCCCAUAUCGUGAAACGCAAAACGUGUCAAAAAGACGCUUGGACGCCAUGAUGGACGGCAUAUGUGAUACUGCCGAUAUUUUAAGUAACGUUCCCCCUAAAAAGACAAUUCAUGCAGACAAUGUCGACCUCUCCGAUAAAUCACUCCAGGUAGACAUUUCGGAUGCUCUUAGUGAAAAGGAUAAAGUGAAGUUUACUGUGCACACAGAGACUACUUUGCCGUACUUUCAAAAACGAGAUAAUUUAGUUGUAAGGCAACACGAAGAGUUUGUAUGGUUACACGAUCGAUUUGAAGAGAACGAAGAUUAUGCUGGCUAUAUCAUACCACCUUGUCCGCCGAGACCAGAUUUUGAUGCAUCUCGAGAAAAGUUACAAAAGCUCGGAGAAGGUGAGGGUAAUAUGACUCGGGAAGAAUUUAACAAAAUGAAGCAGGAACUAGAAGCCGAGUAUUUAGCUACAUUUAAGAAAACUGUUGCCAUGCACGAAAUGUUUUUAACUAGACUAGCAAAUCACCCAGUUUUUCGAAACGAUCAUAAUUUAAGAGUGUUUUUAGAAUAUGAUCAAGAUCUUUGUGUGAGAGGAAAGAACAAAAUGGAAAUGUUUGGGGGUUUAGUAAAAUCUUUCUCGACUACAACGGAUGAAUAUUAUUUAUCAGCGACUGUAAAAGAUGUAAAUGACUUUUUUGAUCAGGAAAUGACAUUUUUACAAACUUACCACCAGAAUUUAAAAGAAGCAACAACUCGUGCAGACCGCCAAACAUCAAAACACAAAGAUAUGGCAGAUUCUUAUAUAAAGAUAUCUACAAAUCUUUUACAAUUAGCUACAACCGAUAAUGGUAAACUGGAGAGAUUUCUAACAAAAAUUGCGGAGACAUUUGAGAAGCUAAGAAAAGUUGAGGGCAGAGUAGCAUCUGAUGAGGACUUAAAAUUGUCAGACACUCUUCGGUACUACAUGAGGGAUACGGCUGCAGCCAAACGGUUGCUUUUUAGAAGAUUGAAAGCUUUACAUGCAUAUGAAUCUGCAAAUCGUGCUCUUGAAAAAGCUCGUGCCAAAAAUAAAGAUGUCCAUGCUGCAGUGGAGGUUGCUGAGGCAGAAAAAGCUCAAACGGAAGCGUGCGAAAAGUUUGAACAGAUGUCAGAGAAAGGAAAAGAAGAAUUAACGGAUUUCAAAACGAGGAGGGUAGCUGCUUUUAGAAAGAAUUUAAUCGAAUUAACAGAAUUAGAAAUAAAACAUGCAAAAGCACACUCGGAAUUGCUCAAAAAAUGUUUAUCGGUUUUACGGGAACAGUGAUCCAGAUUGAUAAUUCUUGUGGUAAAGAUUACCAUGUAAUCUAUAUGAAGAUAACAGUUUAUUUAAAAACCAUAGUAAACCAAUGGUACUGUAAAAUAUAUAUUUUUUGUUAUCUAGAUUUACAUUACUGCGAUAAAGAUAUCGUACUAUUGAUUGCAAAAGGACUCCAUAUGAAAUUCAUUGCAUAAUGUUAUUUACUAUUUUUAAACUGUAAAAAUUUAUGUAAAUGUUACAAUCGUUUAUGCUUGAGAAGCAGUUAUCUUUUUUAUAGAAAUUUUUCAAUGAAAUAUUUGAUUUAAGAUGUCGUACUAAGUGCAGGUUUUAUUGAGUUCUUUUGUAGAUUUAAGUUAACGAUCUGUUAUAAGAGGUAUAAGAUUCUUUACAUUACAUAUGUAUGUAUAUCUACCAUGUAUAUGUACAAGGUGUUUUUUAAUGUGUGUUAUAUUCAGGAAAUAAGAGAUUCAUGAUAUAGAAAUAAGGUUUAAAAGUACGCAUAUAUUUUUGAAAAAAGGGAAGGAAGAGAGAUGGUUUGAAGAACUCGAAAGUUUUAUAAGACUAAAUCUUAGGGAUAAAGGAAAUAGCCGAUAGAGACGUAAAUGCUCACGUAAUGGUAAAGCGAUAAUAAUUCAAAACAUUUUGUAAUAAUAACAGCCACAUGAAAACAUCAAGGAUUAGGUUUAUUUUUAAAGGAUCUUUUAUUUCCAAAAUUUAUCACAUUUUAUGAAACGUCCUGUAUAUUAGUACUCUAUGUAUACGUGCACGUAUACGUACGAGUAAGUUACCUACAAGGGAACAUUUACAUCACUUCGUUGCUUUCGAAGGUUAAAGGGCAAAAUUGUAAGCAUGUAUAAUUGAUUUGGAAGGCGAGAUGUAUAAUGAUAGAGAAAGUAUUAUUAUAAAAUAAUUUUCUUUUUUCCAAAUUUCUCAGGUUAACUAAAGAUUUAACGUAAAUUAGUACAUACGAACUUUUAAGAUUUUUAUAGAUAGAUUAGCAUGUUGUAUACUGUUAAAUCGAUUUACAAUAUUUUGUUUGUUCAAUAAAUUAUAGUUGUAUAAAGGUAAUGAUGAGUAAAGGGACUUUGGAACAUGUUACUUAUCUCCUAAUUAUGCGGAAAGAGUUUUAUGCCUGGAAAGAGUAAUCUCAGCCGAAUGAAUUACUUACUGUUCAUUAUAGAAGAACGCGGGCAAUAUUCCAAUUUAUUAUUUGUGUAAUCAGUUACGAAUUUCAACUGUUAUCUUAUUUUAAUAGCAAUAUAUCUUAUAUUUUAAGAAAUAUUUCAAACAAACGGUAUACAUUGUUGGUUAUUUUUAAACCUAUUUAUCUUAACUUUCAUGUCACGUUUUCGUAUGUAUAUAAAACAUACUUCCAUAAAUAUUCUACAUUUUUCCAAAUAGUUUCCGGAAAACAUUUGUCCUACUUAUCACGUUGUUCCAUUUUUAUAGAAAGCUAUAAAUUUUUCAUAUUAUUAUAAUAAUAAGGAAUGAUUGUACUGAUAUGGUAUGGAUGGAUUGUAAUGAAAUUGUCCCAUUUGUUACAUUUUCGCCAUUGCGUGAUCCGUGACAUCUCGUUGAUAUCGGUGACGAUAUUUUGCACCACGCUUCAUUCAAAUUCUUUACUUCUUAUGCAAUAUUUGUUAUCUUUGAACAUUUUAAGUUUUCAAAGAAACAUUAAUGUUCAUUAAAUGACAAACGCAAUACACAAAUAAUUACAAAUACUUGAUAAUUUUCUCUUUUUAUCUAUCUUAUAUUGCUUUAUGGAAAAUCAGUGCAAAUUUACAUUCUGUAUUGUAUAUACAUAGAGAAAUAAAGUAUAUAUUGUACCUGUA